Messenger RNA from Macrosiphum euphorbiae (potato aphid), 543 nucleotides. The record is from the annotation of a GenBank genome assembly. NCBI's taxonomy places the organism in Eukaryota, Metazoa, Arthropoda, Insecta, Hemiptera, Aphididae.
AUGCUUACAUCUCCGUGCAUGCCUAGUAGUUCUUAUGAUUAUAAAGCAGAUGUUUCUUCUGGUAAAAGACCUUUCUUACUAGCAUGGCUUAAGCAAUAUGAUUGGCUUUGUUAUUCAACAGUUUUAAAAGGUGCUUUAUGUAAAUUUUGUGUGCUUUUUGAACACCCCCUUGAUAAAGGUGGUGUGCAUGGUGCGUUUAUAAAAACGGCAUUUAGUAAAUACAAAAAUUUCCAUGAACAGUCUAAAUGUCAUGUCAAAAGUGCUUGGCAUAAUCAUUCAGUUCAGAGAGCCAAUGAUUUCAUUUCUAUUAUGAAUGGUAAGAAAACUGAUGUAUAUCAAAUGGUAAACUCUUCAGUAAGGAAAACAAUUGAAUCGAAUAAAGAUAAAUUAAAAUCAAUUGUUUCAUCAGUUAUAUUUCUUGGAAAACAUGGGUUACCUUUUAGAGGGACAAAUGAUUUAUAUUAUAGCUCACUUAAAAAAUUGAAAACUUGGUUUCGCAGUAGUAUGACACAACUCCCCUUGAAUGGCUUAGCACUUAUGUAA